CUCGUCUUCUCUGCCGCGCGACUGGUAAGCUUCGAUUUUCCUUUUUUUCUUCUGUAGUUUUCUUGUUCGAAUAUUGACACCGGUUCACUACCCUAUUGUUCAGAUCGUGUUCGACUUGUUUUGUGCCCUAAUUACCUCCGCCAUUUGCGACUGCUCGCCAUUCUCGGCGCAGCCGGUGGAAUCGGCCAGCCUUUGGCCCUCCUUGCGAAAAUGUUCCCUCUCGUCUCGUCCCUCAACCUCUACGACAUAGCCGAUGUGAAAGGCGUCGCCGCUGACCUCAGCCACUGCAACACCCCGUCCACCGUCCAAGACUUCACCGGAGCUUCCGAGCUUUCCGGCUGCCUGAAAGACGCCAACGUCGUCGUAAUUCCGGCCGGCGUCCCGCGCAAGCCCGGGAUGACUCGUGACGACCUCUUCAACAUCAACGCCAACAUCGUGAAGAGCCUCGUCGAGGCCGUGGCCGACACCUGUCCCGACUCGUUCGUCCACAUCAUCAGCAACCCGGUCAACUCGACCGUCCCGAUCGCGGCCGAGGUUUUGAAACGGAAAGGGGUUUACGACCCCAAGAGGCUUUUCGGCGUGACGACUCUCGACGUGGUCCGAGCCAACAUGUUCGUUGCCGAGAAGAAGGGCUUGAAGCUGAUUGAUGUUGACGUGCCGGUUGUUGGGGGGCACGCCGGAAUUACGAUUUUGCCCCUACUCUCGAAGACGCGGCCUUUGACGAGUUACUCGCCGGAGGAGGUGGCGGAGCUGACGGGGAGGAUACAGAAUGCGGGGACGGAGGUGGUGGAGGCCAAGGCUGGCGCGGGGUCCACCACGCUGUCGAUGGCUUACGCGGCGGCUCGGUUUUUGGAGUCGUCUUUGAGGGCGCUCGAUGGGGAUACGGAUGUUUACGAGUUUGCGUAUGUUGAGUCGAGCGUAGUGCCUGAGUUGCCGUUUUUCGCGUCGAGGGUGAAGAUUGGGAAGGAAGGGGUGGAAGGGUUUGUGAAGAAGGAUCUCGAGGGGUUGACCGAGUACGAGAGUAAGGGAUUGGAGGAGCUGAAGCCGGAGCUUAAGGCGAGUAUUGAAAAAGGGGUGGAUUUCGUCAGGAAGCAGGCUAUGGCAGCCUGA
Messenger RNA from Striga asiatica, 1110 nucleotides. The record is from the annotation of a GenBank genome assembly. Lineage: Eukaryota; Viridiplantae; Streptophyta; Magnoliopsida; Lamiales; Orobanchaceae.